AUGCUUUGCCUAAAUUUGUUCCUUGUCGCGACCAGUUUUUGGUUGGUUUGCGACCGAGAGUGGCACCAUUGAGACCAGUCAGAUCAUCUUCCUACAACCUCGUCUCGAAGUCUAUUUUUCCAAGACAUUUAAAUAUGCAUCCGCACUUACACACAAAGGAUAACAUUGCUUGCGAAGAGGUUAUGACCGCCCUUGAAGAAUGUCAUGCCAGGGGAUUCCUCUGGAAGUCGAUGGGCAUGUGCAACGACGUUAAACAUCAAGUUACCCUAUGCCUCCGAGCCGAGCGAUUAAAACGUACCGCAAAGAACCGAGAAGUUGCUAAAGCCAAGCGCGACAAGAUUAAGUCGGCAUGGGCUGAUAUCGACGAGAACUCGUGACGAAUAUAUGACGAAACCUACUAGUCUCCUGUAUUAUAACCAGCGAGAAUAUGUCGAGGGUAUUCUUGAGUUUUGCAUGGCAUGGCAUGGCAUGGUGUUCUAAAGAGUGUUGUAGCAUUUUGGCUUGGUUUACACUAGCAGCUUGUUUUUACCGAAUAUCCUUUCAAUUUGACAGCUACAUACUGGUUGACCUGAAUUCGUUGCGCCACAAAUUAUCGCAGAAACGUCGACCCACACUGCAAUCAACCACUCCCUCACAAAGUCUUUCUGAAGGCAUUGCCGAAGGUCAGUAAACCGAAGGCGGAAAUGAAGCUUAGAACAGUCGGGACUGGCUUUCCGCUACGGAGGGCUCGGGGAAUAGAGGCUCCACCGAGGACAACGGAGGCGAGGAGAGCGAGUUCGAUACCGAAAGACUGACGCGAUUGCAAACGAUAUCCUCCCAAGGCAUCUUUGCGACAUCAAGUUAGUUUAAUCCAUAUUAUAAAUCAGCCUGUUCUUGGCCUGGGAACUCUGGACGUACACAAUAUACCCACUGUCAAGCCAGCUAUGACAGAUGGGACAGAUCCCGUCUUGACGUAGCCUAUCGUACCGCCGCUUGCGGUCAAGGCGCCCAAGAUAAAUGCGAUAGUCUCUAGAGCCUGCCACGGAACCCCACGUCAGCUCUGACGGAUCAUCGGAUUUGUUCAACUCACCAUUCUGUCUCGAAACUUGAUGAUUUAGAAGUUGCAGAGUAUUUUAAC
Daldinia decipiens is the source of this 1117-nucleotide messenger RNA. RefSeq lists its product as uncharacterized. Bases 428 to 670 code for a protein of 80 amino acids. The transcript is spliced from 3 exons. Lineage: Eukaryota; Fungi; Ascomycota; Sordariomycetes; Xylariales; Hypoxylaceae. The record is from RefSeq and is a predicted model, not a curated record.